Molecule: messenger RNA, 1083 nt
Organism: Epinephelus lanceolatus (giant grouper)
Lineage: Eukaryota; Metazoa; Chordata; Actinopteri; Perciformes; Serranidae
Gene: apnl
Product: actinoporin-like protein
Biological process (GO): cytolysis in another organism; monoatomic cation transport; pore complex assembly
Cellular component (GO): pore complex
Molecular function (GO): channel activity
Source: RefSeq, a predicted model, not a curated record
AAAAAAAAAAAAAAAAAACCUACGGCGCCUCCCUUUCAGGUAACUUUUUCCAUUUUGAGACUUGUGAGUAUCAACAGAGCUUCUCAGCAGGAAAUCUCACACCCAUUCUAACAUCAUGGAGUCAGCUGAAGCCGUGGCAGCUGAUGUAGACAGGAAGAGAAGUGUCGUCAUUGAAAUCUCAAAUUUCACAAAGAACUACUGUCUCAUCAACCCAAGGGUGUACCUUGAGAAUGGAGAGACAUACAACCCACCUCAGCCCACAGUGCGCCCUCUAAAGGCAGAGGUCUGCACUUUCUCCAAGUCCAGGGGUGGAGCGACUGGCAGCAUUGGCGUGAUGACCUAUGACCUUUUUGAAAGGUCACAGAAUGACUACAUUGAGUCUGUGGCGAUCAUGUUCUCAGUUCCCUGGGACUACAACCUCUACAAGAACUGGUUUGCAGUGGGCAUCUACAAAAAGGGCCGCAAUUGUGACAAGGAUUUGUACAAAGAAAUGUACUAUGAGAAGAAGCAGACAGAGCAUGGGUUUGUCAGGGAGGAAGCCACUGGAUCAGGAAUCAAUUAUGUGGGCAACUAUCUAGAUAUCAAGGCCACCAUGAGUCCCCUGGAGAACGCAAUCAUGAAGGUGGAGGUGUGGGAUAAGCUUUUCACACCCAUGGGCCAGCAGUCAUACUAGACUCCGCGCCUAACUGGUAUUUUUGUCAUAAGUCCCAGCAGCAGAAUUCAUACCUCCACCUCAAGCAUUUACCUGUCAGACUGUUUCAAAUACAGUCAACACACAUGAUUCAACAGAUGUAUUGUUGCUGACAUGUGCCUGUAUACCUGGGUAUUACCCUUUGCUAAAUCUCCUUAAGAUCAGAGUUUAGUUUGUUUAUAAAUCCAGGCGGCAAAACCCCCCUUUAAAGCCGAAGCCUCUGUCUGUUUCUAUAGCAUCUGGUUUUAAAAUGGCAUCUUUAGAAAUGAAAAUCAAAGGAUGACUCACUGGAGGACGAGGGCACAUAGCUUAAUAAAACACACUGAGCACUUGUCUGUAUUUACCUUGACACUGUAGUCUGAGGAAUAAAAUAAACCCUUUUGCUGGAGCUA